AUGGCUGUCCAAGGACGCCCCCAAAAUUGUUGGCUCUUACUGUUCAUCACCCUCUACACCACAAUUACUGCUAGCUUCAAGGUCAGCACUCACAUCUACCUUGGUCAAGAGUUGAUCAACGAUCUCAAAACCUGUUCGCAAGUGAAUGGCGUUCCCUGCGUCAACGUCGUCGACAACAAUGGCCAGCUACAUCCCACGCGAAUCCGCAAUGCCGUAGCUGGUGCGAUCAUUGGAAACGAAAAGACUUUCCUCACGGGAACCCUCGGGCCUGACGCUUUUGCCGAUAUCCUUAGCGGACAACUUAUCACGCACCCCGGGCUUUUCAACGAGGAAGACGGCACUAUCACAGGAUGGGGCACCGGCGACUGGAUUGACCACCUCAUUCGGAAUGCUCAAUCCCCUGAGGAGCUGGCUUUUGCCAUUGGUUUUGCAGGCCACGCGGCUGCCGACGUCUUUGCGCACUCUUAUGUGAAUCAGUUUGCUGGCGAUGUCUACGAACUCACUGACGGCGAAAUUGAAGUCGAAAUGCGGCAUAUGAUGGUGGAAACGUUUAUCUCCGAACAUAAUCCACGCCUCAAAAAUAAUAUCGGCCAGGACCUGGGUAUGAUGUACCAGUACCUUGGCGGCGGAAACACGAUUCACGCUCCCAUCGACUUUGUCCGCCGUACUCUUAUUGCCAACGAAGCUGCGAACCAAGAGCUAGGUCGUAAUGCGGGGGGUGCCUUGCUUCGAGGCCUAAACAAGAUCACAACUGAGUUAACAAAUUCCCUUCGCAGGAAAGAUUACCCCUUUGACCUUGUUGCCACUGUCCAGAAGUAUAUGGAUCCAUCUUUACAAGUGAAGCGCUUGACGGAAUGGUUAACGGAGACACGUCGAGACCUCAAAGGCGCAGGUGAAGUUCAGCAGCUCGAGGUUAUCAUCCUCCAAGCAGUAGCAUAUUAUUGGGCCGGCAUACAGAUCGACGUGGGCGAGGCGGCCAAGGCCGCCGAAUUGACCAACAAACUCAGUAGCUUUCUCGGUCGCUCAGCCGAUGAGGUGAUCAAAGCCAAGGAUCAAAUCGACGGCCUCAUGAAUAAGGCUCUCGAAAGCCGCAAUCAACAAGUCCUAGCCGCGAUUGGGACCCUUCAAGGUCUUCACAAGCGCCUAGCAGACGCAUCCAAAACUUACAUCCAAUCGGUUGAAGACGUUGCAAGAUUCGGACGAAAAGUCGUAGAGGCAAAAGACAUAUACGACACUCUCUUGCUCGAAACGACUUGCACCGUCAUACAAAGAUGUGAUGACAUUGUUAAAUUGAUUCCGCGGUCUAGAAUGGUUGAGAGAACCUGCCAGGAAACAAAAAAAGAGAUCAAUCGAGUCUGCAAUCUAGUCUCCAUAGGCUUCGUCCCGCAUUGCACAGUCUUGAAAGUCCUCAGAAUCAAAACCAAACACUGCAAGAACGUGGAGAAGUUUGAAAAUCGUUGCACAGACCAAGUCAAAGAUGUGACGCGCAAAUGGGACUGCAGUGUCAUCGAAAGGUGGACCGAAACGGUGACUAGUCCCAACGAAGUCUGCAAAGCCGCAAAUGAAGCUUGCCAAGUAACGAAGGAAGCCUUGCGGCUCAAGCAGGAAAUUGCCAAUGCCGCAUAUAACGAAGCUCUCCGCAUUCAGACCACCGCGAUCGACACACUGGCCAGGGAACAAAAGUUAGUGCAGGAUUCGCUCACGGCCUUGUACGAUGCGACUGUCAUUUUCCAAUCUAUCGAGCGCCAAGUUCGACUGCUGGCUCAAAGCUUUGCGAGUAACCAGGUGGAGCUCGUACGACAAUCGCUUCUUGACCUCAGAGGCCACGUAGAAGGAUGGCGCGAUCAAUCGAUCGCAGCUACCAAUGACUGGAUUUCCGCAAAUGCCCAGGCUAUGUUGAAUUCGGUCAGUAUAGACAAAGAUAACGCAGGCGUCGCCGAACCCCUCAUGGACUGGUUGAAAUGCCGGCUACCAACCGUCAUAUUGCCCAUCCCCGUGGCGGCUGUCGAUUCAAUUUGCGAACCUAUAAGAGUGGCGAAAAAGAUUCACGGAGAAAUUACACGCAUCGAAGACAGCAUCAUCCAGUCCUUGGCAGAUUCUGGAUUCCCUUUCUUGAGUGACGUUGCGGCCGCCUUCCUCCAAUUCAAAGAGUCGGCGCCCUAUAUUGCGAGCUCAGUCAUCCAGACAAUCGUAGAGGAGGCGAUUCCCAACAGUAACUUACCGAACAUUAACCUCCUACAUCAUGCGUUCAAGAGUAAACAUAGCGACUCGAAGAUGAAUCAGCAAUUUGCAAGUGACAACACCGCAAAACAUCUCAUUACCUUUCCAGCCGUGAAACUUCAAGGCACUAUCAUCGACCAUAUGCGAGUCGACAUGGGGUUGACUGGCUCUGACGAUCACGAACCAUUUAUAGUACAAAAUUUCAACCCCGCUCGGAAUGCUCUGCAGCUAAUGAAGCUCGCUCUCCUAUCGGGUAGCGAUCUCAACGCAUUCACGAAAGCGAUGGGAUUUCCAGAUCCACUUUUUGAGAACAGUAUAUCGAGCCUACUUUCUCCUUGGUUAAGGUCAGUUGAUGGCAAUCAUCAAUGGUUGCCGGUCGCUCCAGCUUAUCUACGAAAAGAAGCACUGGCGGAUAAGCUGUGGGAGAAUUCCUUCUGCAAAAAAUCACCUUUCGAUGUUCGCCGCCGUUUCCAGAAGGCGCCUUUGCCUCUUUACGACAACACAGAUGCGAAGCGACUCAUUUUCGACCGCAUUUUCAAGGGCCCUUUGUCAAUCAGCUUGGAGAGCAAUGCGGGUGGAUUUGCCGAUCUUCGACCCGCAGGCUACAUGUACCAACCCACAUCUGGCAACAAUUUUCCCAACAUCAGUGCAAGUGUAGACUGCUUCUCACAGGGAGCAGUUUCGCCCAUAGUUGGAUCGAGCACAAUCUACAGCAGCGAGACUUACGCUCGAGAAGGAGUGGGCUUCACGUGGGACCCAAAUGGUUCAACGCUUUUCAACACUAAUCUCGAGCCUUUCGUGGGCCUCGUGCACCAAAGAGCCGUGCUCAAAAGCCGCCAAUACUGGGGUGCCGCAGCCUACAACUUUGACACAAACUGGCUCGUGGAUUUUGACUUUAGCCAAGCCCGCACGCUCAAGUUCAGCGCUGCGUCAAGAAGUGGUCCUCGUCAGCUAAUUGUACAUUUUUACGGCCAAAAUCAAGAGACUACUAAACUUGCAGUUGACAUUGAUAAUCUUUACAACAUAUACGAGUUUGAAAUUGCCGAUUUCAAGGAGUUAGGCAACAAUUUUGACUUCUCGAAGGUCAAAGGCUUGGUUUUUGCCAUCUCUGAGGAGAACUCCGAUGCGAUAAUCGAUAUUGAUUCAAUCCAAGUACAGAGAUAA
Exophiala bonariae is the source of this 3384-nucleotide messenger RNA. RefSeq lists its product as uncharacterized. NCBI's taxonomy places the organism in Eukaryota, Fungi, Ascomycota, Eurotiomycetes, Chaetothyriales, Herpotrichiellaceae. The transcript has a single exon. The record is from RefSeq and is a predicted model, not a curated record. Bases 1 to 3384 code for a protein of 1127 amino acids.